Molecule: messenger RNA, 501 nt
Organism: Angiostrongylus costaricensis
Lineage: Eukaryota; Metazoa; Nematoda; Chromadorea; Rhabditida; Metastrongylidae
Source: the annotation of a GenBank genome assembly
UUGGGGCUUGAAAGUGUACUAGUUUUAAAACAAGAAAACAGACGCGAAGAAAAAACUUUCUUUGGAAGUUUUUCAGUGCCUACAACGAGACCGUUUCAACGUCAGUACGACACCGGUAGCAUUCGAGCCAACAUUCUUGGUAACGGGCAAAAUCUUAUCCGUACUACACUCGUCGAUCAGAAAAUCAAUACUGUUGAUCCAUCUUUCUAUGACUGCUUCUACGGUAUUGCCAACAGCCAGUCGAGAAUCGUCGAACAAUGCUACAAGGAUAUCGGAUGCUGUCAGUUCGGUUGUUGCGAAAACGAUGACUGGCACGUUAAGUACGGAUGGGCAGUGGCGUUGAUCGUAAUAUUCUGCAUAUUAGUCAUCAUCGCGUUCCUUAUUUGGUUGGUUGUGUGGCUAAUUAAUCGGUCGAAGGAUAAACGCCAAAAACAGGAGAUCAUGUACGAACAAACAAGGUUCCCAACAGUAAGUUCGCUAAUCCGUAGUAAUCAAUUGUAA